UACAAACGGGUUUUGCCUCGCUCGCUUCCCCGUCCUCCCGGGCUCCUCUAUGUUUGAUUCUUUUUUCACGCCUGGCGCCGGUGGGAAAUAAAAAAGCUACUUGAAUGUACAGCAUGAUGAUGGAGACGGACUUGCACUCCCCUGGCGGAGCCCAGGCCCCCACGAACCUCUCGGGGCAAACCGGAGCGGGAGGCGGCGGCGGCGGAGGAGGAGGAGGAGGCGGCGGCGGCGGGAACAAAGCGAACCAGGACCGGGUCAAGAGACCCAUGAACGCCUUCAUGGUAUGGUCGCGGGGCCAGCGGCGGAAGAUGGCCCAGGAGAACCCCAAAAUGCACAACUCGGAGAUCAGCAAGCGCCUGGGGGCCGAGUGGAAAGUCAUGUCGGAAGCCGAGAAGAGACCGUUCAUCGACGAGGCGAAGCGGCUGCGGGCGCUGCACAUGAAGGAGCACCCGGAUUAUAAAUACCGGCCCCGGCGGAAGACCAAGACCCUGCUCAAGAAGGACAAGUACUCGCUGGCCGGGGGGCUGCUGAGCGCCGGCUCGGCCGGUGGAGGCCCCGCCGGGGUCGGCGUGGGCAUGGGGGUCGGCGUCAGCCCCGGCGGCGUCGGGCAGCGGCUGGAGAGCCCCGGCGGCACGGCCGGCGGCGGCUACGCGCACAUGAACGGCUGGGCCAACGGCGCCUACCCGGGCUCGGUGGCGGCGGCGGCGGCUGCUGCGGCGAUGAUGCAGGAGGCUCAGCUAGCCUACAGCCAGCACCCGGGCAGCGGGGGGCACCCGCACCACCCGCACCCCCACCACCCGCACCACCCGCACAACCCGCAGCCCAUGCACCGCUACGACAUGGGCGCCCUGCAGUACAGCCCCAUCUCCAACUCGCAGGGCUACAUGAGCGCCUCGCCCUCGGGCUACGGCGCCCUGCCCUACGGCUCCCAGCCCCACCAGAACUCGGCGGCGGCGGCGGCGGCUGCGGCGGCGGCGGCGGCCGCCUCCUCGGGGGCGCUGGGCGCCCUGGGCUCGCUGGUGAAGUCGGAGCCCAGCGUGAGCCCUCCCGUCACCUCGCACUCGCGGGCCCCGUGCCCCGGGGACCUGCGGGAGAUGAUCAGCAUGUACUUACCGGCCGGGGAAGGCGGGGAUCCGGCGGCCGCCGCCGCCCAGAGCCGGCUCCACUCCCUGCCCCAGCACUACCAGAGCGCCAGCACGGGGGUGAACGGCACCGUCCCCUUGACGCAUAUCUGA
Cuculus canorus (common cuckoo) is the source of this 1235-nucleotide messenger RNA. RefSeq names its product SRY-box transcription factor 1 (gene SOX1). Gene Ontology annotation, molecular function: DNA-binding transcription factor activity, RNA polymerase II-specific; RNA polymerase II cis-regulatory region sequence-specific DNA binding. Lineage: Eukaryota; Metazoa; Chordata; Aves; Cuculiformes; Cuculidae. The record is from RefSeq and is a predicted model, not a curated record. The coding region runs from base 105 to 1235 and encodes 376 amino acids. The transcript has a single exon. Gene Ontology annotation, biological process: regulation of DNA-templated transcription; anatomical structure morphogenesis; cell differentiation.